Messenger RNA from Colletotrichum gloeosporioides, 663 nucleotides. RefSeq lists its product as uncharacterized. The coding region runs from base 1 to 663 and encodes 220 amino acids. Gene Ontology annotation, cellular component: membrane. Lineage: Eukaryota; Fungi; Ascomycota; Sordariomycetes; Glomerellales; Glomerellaceae. The record is from RefSeq and is a predicted model, not a curated record. The transcript is spliced from 2 exons. Gene Ontology annotation, biological process: arachidonate metabolic process.
AUGGCCGAUGUAAAAGUAGAGGCUCAUCACAUCGACAAGAACCCAACGAAAUUUCGAAACUGGUCCGCCGCAAAGGACCCAGGCUUCAAUUGCAAGAUCUGGGAAGCAGCGCGUGCGACGUCUGCCGCUCCUCAACUCUUCAAGAGAAUCUUCAUAGGCGAGCAACUGCGCCAGCUAGAGUUUGUGGAUGGCGCACUAGGCUGUAACAACCCAAUACAGCAGGUCAUUGAGGAGGCUCUGAAUGAGUUUGAAGCUAACAGAGAUGUCGGUUGUAUUCUCAGCAUUGGCACGGGUAUGCGCCGUGCUGGAACCUUUGGUAGGCCGCGGGGAUAUCAAAGGUUGAUCCCUAAGGACCUGAUCGGCGUCCUCGCGAAAAUGGCGACAGACAGUAACGAGGCCGCGGAUCGCAUGUCAGAACGUUUCAGAAAUUAUGAUCGACUGUACUAUCGUUUAAAUGCUGGCCCAGAGGUUGGGGACGUCGGGCUAGAUGAAUGGGCUCUCUUGGGACAAGUUGAGGCGUCGACGGCAGGCUGGUUACGGAACAAGACCAUAAGCCGCCAAAUUGAUGGGAUUGUGGACGCAUUGAGAGGCCAUUCUAGUGAGGUUCUACCUCUCGGAAGCGUGAGUAAUGCCCAUUCCGCGUGUAUCUCUGAUGGAUGGUGA